Molecule: messenger RNA, 507 nt
Organism: Fomitopsis serialis
Lineage: Eukaryota; Fungi; Basidiomycota; Agaricomycetes; Polyporales; Fomitopsidaceae
Exons: 2
Biological process (GO): proteolysis
Molecular function (GO): cysteine-type endopeptidase activity
Source: RefSeq, a predicted model, not a curated record
GCACCGCAUGACGACCCAGUUCGCAUCUGGGCUUUCGUCGUCGCGAUCGACGUCUACCAGCAUUCGCAGAUCAAGAAUCUUGGUGGCUGUGUGAGCGACGGCGACGACUUCUGCGAUUACCUCACGAACACCUUGAGGGUCCCUGGCAACCAGACCGUCCGGCUGACGAACGAGAGGGCGACGCGUACACACAUCAUCGACACCUUCUUCUCCCACCUUAUCCACAACCCAAAUAUCGAACGGGGCGACGCGAUUAUCAUCUACUAUGCAGGCCAUGGCGACCGCAGGAGCGCACCCUCGAGCUGGAACACCACCGAUGGUCGACUGAAUAUGGUCGAGUUGAUCUGUGCGCACGACGAAGGAAUGCCAGACGAGGGAGGUCAGCCUAUCAUUGGCAUUCCUGACCGGACGUUUGGGGGCCUGAUGCGCCGGCUGGCUCACGAGAAGGGAGACAACAUCGUGGCCAUCUUCGAUUGCUGCCAUUCUGGAGGCAUGCACCGCAGCGGG